Messenger RNA from Solenopsis invicta (red fire ant), 2106 nucleotides. Its product is annotated as jerky protein homolog-like. The coding region runs from base 323 to 1828 and encodes 501 amino acids. Gene Ontology annotation, molecular function: DNA binding. The record is from RefSeq and is a predicted model, not a curated record. The transcript is spliced from 4 exons. NCBI's taxonomy places the organism in Eukaryota, Metazoa, Arthropoda, Insecta, Hymenoptera, Formicidae. Gene Ontology annotation, cellular component: nucleus.
AGAGGCAGCACCAUGCGCCUGCACAGAGUACAUAACGUGCACGUCCAAGCGGCACCGGCGCGCUCUGUUAUUCUAACCUCUGUUAUCCUGUUAUACGAAAUAUCAAUAGUGUUGUCAUUUUUUUACGCAAAUCGAUGUGCAAUAUUGAUGGGAUCCAGCCUCUCGAUUUUCAGUAUAAUAAUUUAUAUUUUACUUAACGUGGUUUUAAAAACCAGUGUGUCGAGAAUUCGACGAGACCCAACUCACCCAGCCGAGUUCUCGAUUUCACGGCCAGUGUGCCGAGGAUUUUGUGAUCCAGCAGUGCUCAAAAUAUUGUUUCCAAAUGUCGCCAACGUUUUAUGGUCCUCGAAAAACAAACCGAGCGUCAUGGACGCAAGAAAAUCUUGAUAAAGCUUUGAAAGAUUUGCAAAAUAAAAAUGCAUCAAUAAGAGAUAUUGCUUUAAAAAAUAAUAUUCCUGAAAAGACCCUCAGGACUCGAAUAAAAGAAAAUAAUUUUAUUAAAGGAAAUCUGGGCAAGAAAUCUCAUCUAGGCGAAGAAAUGGAAAAAAAAUUAGUCGAACAUGUUAUAAAACUACAAUCAGUAGGAUUUGCACCUUCAAGAAAAAAUUUAAGAAAACUAACUUUCAAUUUAUCACAAAAAUUGGGUCUGAAACAAGUUUUUAAUAUCGAGAAAAAAAUUGCUGGAAAGGGUUGGUACAGGUCAUUUAUGAGAAGAAAUCCUACUUUGUCCAUUAGAAAACCCAGAGGAACGUCAAAUGCACGUGCAAAUGCAAUGAAUAAAGAAGAUAUUAAGAACUAUUUUGAUUUAUUGAAACAAUGUCUCAAUGACAAUAACUUGAUGAAUAAACCCAGUAAUAUUUAUAACAUGGAUGAGUCUGGUCUGCAACUGAACAAUGAACCUGAUGUUGUGGUAGCUCUUAAAGGUAGUAGAAAUGUUCAAAUUCGUCAAUGUGCUGAAAGGGGAGAAACAAUUACAAUAGUAACUUGCUGUAAUGCGGAAGGUUCAUUCUUACCACCAUACUGCAUAUUUAAAGGUAUUAGAAAGCAGGAAACAUGGGACAUGAAUAUGCCACCUGGAUCUGUUAUUAAAAUGAGAAAGGAAUCUGCCUAUAUCAAUGAAGAUCUCUUCAUGGAUUGGCUGGAAAAUCAUUUUAUUCCAAGAAAGAGUCCAGGACAAUGUUUAUUGAUUUUGGAUGGCCAUGGAUCCCAGACAAACUCUCCUGAUAUGCUACAAAUGGCAGUGGAUAAUGAUGUCCAUAUACUUUGUUUACCUAGCCAUACUACACACUAUCUUCAACCACUUGAUAGAGCAUUUUUUAAACCUCUAAAAACAUAUUUUCGAGAUGCUGCCUGUGAAUGGGGUAAUGCAAAUCCAACGAAAAAAAUUGGAAGAAUUCAUUUUGGUCUCUUGUUAACAAAAGCUUGGUCUCAAGCAGCUACUAUCCAGACGGGAAUAUCAGGUUUUAGAGCAACUGGUAUAUAUCCUUUUUGUCCAUCAGCAAUACCAGAAUAUGCAUAUCUGCAAAGUGCAAUUCAACAUGAGGAAUCCUCAGAGAGUGAUAAAGAAAUGUCACUUCCUAUAAUUACAAAUUCAUCAAGUACUCAUUGUCAGACGUGCAUAAUGACAGAUGAAAGCAAAGUUGGAUACCUAACUCUGAAUGAAAGUCAGGCGCAGCCUGGACCGAGUAACAUGAACCAACAACCUCCACUUUUAGCAGAAACACCUACUACAAAAACAUAUCAAGUUCCAGUACGACGAAUAUUAAAAGAGAUUUCACCAAUACCAAAGACGGACCACCUUCAUCAAGAAAACAACAAGCUACACUAGUAACAACUCCUGAAAUAAUUAGCAUAAAAAGAAAAAAACGAGGAUUGCAGGAAUCAAGUGCAAUAAAUGAAGUCAUUGAUUUAUCUAAAGAAAACGAAUGCGAUUGCAUUGAAUGUUAUGAAUCAUACAAUACAACAUUGUCCAAAGUAGAUUGGAUUCAAUGCAUAAAGUGUAAUAAAUGGUUACAUGAAACAUGCACAUUGUAUAAUGAUACAUGUAACUUAUGUAAAAGAGAAGAAUUAAAAAAAGCAAAAGAAGAAAAAAAAAGUUAGAGAUGC